AGAGCUGUUUUUAAUCACCACAGACACUAUUCAGAGACAAAAUUGUUUAUUUUCUUUAAACUGUCCGUGAGGCGUGUCCCUGUAAGAUUAAGCGACGUCCACAUCAUGAGCGCGUUCGGCGCGCGGAUGUUAAAGAUCUGCGAGGCGCGCGUCGCGUCGCUUCUGAUGACGUCAUCGACGCGUCAGUAAUGGCUGUGAGCGAGAGAAGGAAGAUUACAGAAGACACUCUCUCCGUGUUUGAUCAGUUUUGUCCUCUCCGAUGUAUUUGAGGUUUAUUUCCAGGGUUUUUUCAGCGAUGGCUGGACCGAGGCCUGUGGUGAUGAGUGGACCGUCUGGAGCUGGCAAGAGCACUCUGCUGAAGAAGCUGCUCAAGGAGUUUGACGGCGUCUUUGGCUUCAGCGUUUCCCAUACGACGCGGAGCCCCCGUCCAGGAGAGGAGAACGGCAAAGAUUAUCAUUAUGUUACCAGGGAAGUGAUGCAGGCGGCCAUAGCAAAGGGGGAAUUUAUCGAAAAUGCUGAAUUUUCAGGGAACAUGUAUGGAACAAGUAAAGCAGCUGUACAGGCUGUUCAAGCCAAAAAUUUGAUUUGCAUUUUGGACAUUGACAUGCAGGGAGUGAAUAACAUUAAGAGAACCGAUCUCAACCCCAUCUAUGUGUCCAUCCAGCCUCCGUCAAUGGAAACCCUGGAAAAACGAUUAAGGGAUAGAAAAACCGAAUCUGAGGAAAGUCUACAAAAACGUUUACGUGCCGCCAAAGUUGACAUGGAAAUAAGUAAAGAGCCAGGUUUAUUUGAUGUACUGAUUGUCAAUGAUGAUCUUGACCUAGCGUAUGGGAAAUUAAAAGACGCUCUUCUUGAGGAAAUCCAGAAGGUCAGAGACACCAACAAAUCAUAGCACACGUAAUCCCUGGGUUAAAGGUCAGAAACAUGAAGAUUCAACCAAGAAACACUCUGAAAGUCCUUUUUUUUUUGUUUUUUUAUAUAUAUUUUUUAUAAAAAAUUUUAUAUCUUUCUAGCAUGUCCACUAAUUUAUAGUUUAUUUUCUGUGCUCAUAUUUUAUUGUAACUCAUUCUUUGAUGUUGCAAACACAACGCAGCUUUCCAUUCACAGUAUUUUAACACUCAGAGCUAUUAUCUGCACAUACGAGCAGCGCGUUGCACCUGCUUUCCCUCAAAUAUAGUUGCAUCUGAACAUCUGACAUCGUACAAGUCGAGGAAAAGCGUAGUUUCUAAACUAAUACCUAUUUCUUAAAUGCUGGAAAUGGUUGCGUCUCAUCAUGUUCCACAUGCACGUUACAUGCACAUUACUCCGAACCCGAUUACGCUCUGUAUUUCACUUGAAUAUGUUUACUAGCUUUUGAAGUUUUAUAGAGUUCAAAGCUGAUGCAGGCUUUGUUUCAGGUGCAAGGCAGCUUAUAAACACAGCCACACGUCUCUUUAGCAGACAUUAUUAAUUCUUUCAGUCUUAUACAGCUGAUUGUUCCAGCAGUUCUGAUCUAUUCCUGUUAAUGUUAAACGUGACCAUCAAAUUAUGCGGAUUACCAAAAUAAUACAACAUUUCAAACUGAAACUGUAGACUACAUGCACAAUUCAUUUUAUCAUCAUGCUUAAUUUUACCUAAAUCGCACCAUUAUGUUUGUUAGUGUUUGAAACAUUUAUUAUUAUAAUGAAGGUAACAAAUCAAUGGAUUGGGUCUUUUGACCCACUGAUAGCACAGAAAGUGUAAUUAUAAAAUACAUAAAUGUAUUUUAAUGGUGGUUUCAUUUAAUGGCUAAAUGGUGGUUUCAGUCCUCCUGGUAUAAUGUAUAACAAUAGUUUUAAAAUGGGCUUUUAUGUUUUUCUGUUGAGCGCGCACACACACACACACACACACACGCACGUUUAUAUUUGUUUCUCCUGACCUUUAAAGUACUGUAUGUCACUCAUUGAGUGUGGAAAAAGAUGUAAUAUAAUAACUUGUGAUGUACAAUCCUACAAAUGAAACAUGAAGUUUAUCAGAAUGUAACAAAGGUUUUCUUAAAAUGGCAUAGUUUUAAAAACUGAGCAGACACCAGCUGUUUGUGGCGUGUAGAGCGACCUUGUGUACCUUGUGUACGUCGUCUUUAUUUUGAGAUAUCAUGUCAUUCCUUGGUGCAUCUUAAACAUUUCCUUGAAAGAAAUCUGUCAGAUGUUUGUGGUGUCUGUGGAUUCUGAGAAAUGCAGUUAAUGUCUCAAAACAACGUCUGAACCAAAUGUUACCUUUUUUCUCUCUCCUUUUUUAUUCUAGAACUUUUUACCUGUGUAAUAAAACUGCUCCAUUACAGUGAA
This is a messenger RNA of Carassius gibelio (silver crucian carp), 2303 nucleotides long. It is a transcript of the gene guk1a, whose product is annotated as guanylate kinase 1a. Gene Ontology annotation, molecular function: GMP kinase activity. The record is from RefSeq and is a predicted model, not a curated record. Bases 260 to 892 code for a protein of 210 amino acids. NCBI's taxonomy places the organism in Eukaryota, Metazoa, Chordata, Actinopteri, Cypriniformes, Cyprinidae. Gene Ontology annotation, biological process: purine nucleotide metabolic process. The transcript has 8 exons. Gene Ontology annotation, cellular component: cytosol.